AUGGAUGGCACAGAUAUUGGAAGGUUUUGGGGUAAUGGAGAUUGCCAUUUUGAUCAUGUUGAUGCUACGGGGCGGUCGGGUGGUCUAAUUUCAAUUUGUGAUCCAAAGAAGUCUGUGAAGGUAUCGGUGGAUAAGCAUAGAAAUUUCUUGACUGUGUAUUGGAAGAUGAAGGAUAGUGGGAAAGAUAUGACCAUUAUUAACAUGUACGCUCCACAGAAGUUGAUAGAUAAGAAGGCGCUUUGGACCGAGUUAGAAUGGGUGAUUGUCCAGGAUUCGAGUUACUGGAUUGUGGGAGGGGAUUUCAAUUGUGUGAGAGAUCGAAGUGAACGUAGAAACUCCAAAUUCAUUGCUUCUGCGACUAACGAUUUUAAAGAAUUUUUAGAUGGAGUCGGGUUACAUGAAUAUGGGUUGAGAGGCCGAAAGUUCACCAUUGUGUCAGGAAAUAAAUGCAGCCGAAUUGACAGAUUGUUUGUGUCUUGGAGUUUCUUAAACGACUGGCCAAAUGCUGAAUACAGAGCUCUGGCGAGGGAGAAAUCGGAUCAUAGCCCCUUAAUUUUAAAGGUAGAAUAUCGGAACUUUGGUGCUAAACCAUUUCAUUUCUUCAAUUCGUGGUUGUAUAGAGAUGGAUUUGAUGAUGUGGUAGUAAAGGCGGCUUCGGAUUUCAAUGGGAGUGGGCCACCGGAUAUUGUGUUAAUGAAUAAGUUCAAGAGAAUUAGGCAAGAAAUUGUCAAGUGGAGAAUGAAGCUUACUGUUAAUGAAUUAGAGGAGGAGGCAAAUCUUCAGUAG
Helianthus annuus (common sunflower) is the source of this 786-nucleotide messenger RNA. RefSeq lists its product as uncharacterized. The coding region runs from base 1 to 786 and encodes 261 amino acids. NCBI's taxonomy places the organism in Eukaryota, Viridiplantae, Streptophyta, Magnoliopsida, Asterales, Asteraceae. Gene Ontology annotation, molecular function: catalytic activity. The transcript has a single exon. The record is from RefSeq and is a predicted model, not a curated record.